AAAAAGUCAGUGUCACAAACAUUAGUUGUAUGUAGCGAUAGUAAAAUUAAAUACAAAGAUAACUAAAACAAAUAAAUCUAAUUGAUUACAACAUUAUUUACGUAUUCAUCUGAUAUAGUGAAUACCUCUUAAACUGCUCCAAACCUACUUGCAUGAUAAUUACCACCAAGUAAAAGCUACAUAAAGCCUGAUUCAUUUUUAAUGUUAUUGGAAGACAAUUUUUACGAUAUGCCUCCUGUUAAAAGAGGGAAGCGUGGUGUUAGCGAUGCUGAUGAUGAGGAUGAUGAUUACAGAAAAAGACGAAACAGGAAUAAUGAGGCAGUAAAAAAAAGUAGAUUCAAGUCUAAACAGCGCACGCAGGAAACAUUCUCACGUGUCAGUAAAUUGAAAGCCGAGAACCAAGUGCUCGAGGAGAAAGUAAAAACUUUAUCAAAACAACUUCAGUUCCUGAAAGACUUGUUUUUUGCUCAAGCAAAGAAAGACACCACCGAAUUGGAAGGUAUCGACUUAAACAAGCUCUUUGAAGACUUACCAGACGAUAGGGACACAAAUGAUAAAUAGUAUUUAGAAGUGUGAGUGAUAUGAUACAAACACUAAGUUAUGUACGUGAAUUUUCUGAUUUAGUGACAACACAAAGGAGAUUACUUUUUGUGAAAUCUACAGAAGCCUUGUAAGUUAAAAUUAGUGACACAGUAAAGCAUGAAAUAUCAUAUAUUUCUUCUAUAUAAAAGAGACGGCAAAGUGUAAUAAAACAAUGAUGAACUAAAUAAAUUUUCUUUAUGAUUGAAAUUAAAAUAUAGCUUAUUCAAAUUGGUAAAUGAUUUACAAUGUUCAUUCUUUAUUUGUGUUUUUAUUUUAAUUUUGAUUCCAUUGCAGGGAGCAUAUGAUAGUUGUAAAUUGUAUAAAUUACUGGCUGCAUGUAAUGCAUUUUUAAUUUAGCUUUAAGAUUUGUGCAUUAUUAUUAUUAUGAUGUAAUACAACAUUUCAAUGUU
This is a messenger RNA of Bombyx mori (domestic silkworm), 992 nucleotides long. RefSeq names its product ovary C/EBPg transcription factor (gene Irbp18). Gene Ontology annotation, molecular function: DNA-binding transcription factor activity, RNA polymerase II-specific; RNA polymerase II cis-regulatory region sequence-specific DNA binding. The record is from RefSeq and is marked provisional. Gene Ontology annotation, biological process: DNA-templated transcription; regulation of transcription by RNA polymerase II. NCBI's taxonomy places the organism in Eukaryota, Metazoa, Arthropoda, Insecta, Lepidoptera, Bombycidae.